Hansenula ciferrii is the source of this 750-nucleotide messenger RNA. RefSeq names its product adenylate kinase ADK1 (gene ADK1). Gene Ontology annotation, cellular component: mitochondrion; cytoplasm. Lineage: Eukaryota; Fungi; Ascomycota; Saccharomycetes; Phaffomycetales; Wickerhamomycetaceae. The coding region runs from base 1 to 750 and encodes 249 amino acids. The transcript has a single exon. Gene Ontology annotation, biological process: ADP biosynthetic process. The record is from RefSeq and is a predicted model, not a curated record. Gene Ontology annotation, molecular function: ATP binding; AMP kinase activity.
AUGUCUUCCGUUGAUGAAUUAAAGGACUUGGUCCAUAAAUUACAAGACCGUAUCACCACUUUAGAACAAAAAGCUGGUUUAAAAUCAGUCAUUCCAAAUUCAAUUAGAAUGGUUUUAAUAGGUCCUCCAGGUGCUGGUAAAGGUACCCAGGCUCCAAAUUUAAAAGAAAAAUUUUGUGCUUGUCAUUUAGCUACUGGUGAUAUGUUAAGAUCUCAAGUUGCUAAAAAAACUGAAUUAGGUAUUGAAGCUAAAAAAAUUAUGGAUCAAGGUGGUUUAGUUUCUGAUGAUAUUAUGGUUAAUAUGAUUAAAUCUGAAUUAGAUUCAAAUCCUGAAUGUUCAAAAGGUUUCAUCUUGGAUGGGUUCCCAAGAACUAUCCCACAAGCUGAAAAAUUAGAUUUAAUGUUAAAAGAAAAAUCAAAACCAUUACAAUCUGCAGUUGAAUUAAAAAUUGAUGAUGAAUUAUUAAUUGCAAGAAUUACUGGUCGUUUAGUUCAUCCAGCAAGUGGUAGAUCUUAUCAUAAGAUUUUCAAUCCACCAAAAUCUGAAAUGAAAGAUGAUGAAACUGGUGAACCUUUAAUCCAAAGAUCUGAUGAUAAUGCUGAUGCUUUAGCUAAAAGAUUAGUUACUUAUCAUAAACAAACUGAACCAAUUGUGGAUUAUUAUAAAAAAACUGGUAUUUGGGGUGGUGUUGAUGCUAGUCAAAAUCCAAAAACUGUUUGGAGUGAUAUUUUAAAAUGUUUAGGUCAAUAA